CAGCAGACUGACAAAACAUUGAUGCCCCCUAACGGAGUCGAACCGGUGACCUCGGCAUUACUAGUGCCGCGCUCUACCAACUGAGCUAAAGGGGCUUUGUUGUAUAUUUAGCUUGAAACACGUUAAUUACUAAGUUUCUGACGCUGGCGAGAAUCGAGUGGUCAAACUUCAGCACAUGUUCAAACUUCAGAGGCAGACGAGGCAUUGGAGGAAACGAAAGCAAGCAAACAAAACCGUCAGAACCAGAAUCUCAAAGAAGGAAUCGGAGCAGAAGAACUCUUCAGAAAGCACCAUCAGCAUCUGGAUGAGUUGAUAGCAAGAAUGGUAGACCCAGUAAAAGUCCCUAGAACCCACGUCUGCUACCGCUUCUUGUCUCAGUCUUCAUUACGUUUCGGUUCCGGCGGCCGCGAAACAGGUGUGCAUCAAACACGCAUCAUGAGUCGACCUCCCCGCAACCGCGCGGACGAAGGCAAUGCCAACCACCCACCCACAUUGUCGCGAGCGCAUCCACGAUCAACAUCAUCACAACCGCUAGGACCAAGGUCUCGCCAACCAUCCCGCAUACACUGGCAAGGUCAGGAGCAGAGUUCAAGGAAUGAGAGAUUGCCUUACGCAAGAUACAGCGGGCCAGAUACCCCGACGUGGAUGCAGUUAAGGGACUUCAGCUCUAUUCUGCCACCCCCUCGUCCAGUUUCUGGGCCUUCAAGAGAAAUGAUACGGCGACCUUCGGCUCCAGAACCUCCAUCGUCGCAGAGACAGGCGCGUGUCUCGGGUGCUGGGACUGUCGAGAGAAUGGUGGGAAGACACGAAAGUCGCAGACGUUCCAUCGAUGCGGCAAUCGCGACUCGUCAAGAUACCAGAGUGACGCAAGCUCAAAGAUACCAGUCCAGGUCUGAAAAUCGCAGAGUCGAUACGAUUUAUCAUCGCGAAGAAGUGACGACGCUUCGCAGACGUUUCUUUAGAGCUCCAGAGUAUGAGGUGAGGCGCUUUGAUGCUACGACAAUACGCAGAAAUGGUGGCGAUGAGUCAAGGCAGGAUGUGGGAGCCAGACGAGUGCGUGAUAGACCAGAUGAUCAAUGGUCGACGACAGCUACGGUCGGAGGCGGUGGUCGAGGUCGUGUGUUCAGAAGAGGCAGUCCGGGUCCAGAACGUCAAGACGAGCGCAGAGGUCGAGGGGAGCGUCGUUCAUCACGACGAAGAUGAGGGAAGCAAUGAGCAACCACUUCAUCCUGCUACGCCAUGCUCGGUUUUGACUUCCUUGUCUGGUUGUUGUUGUUGUUGUUGUUGUUGCUGCUGCGACUUCUCUUCAUCCUCCUUUGUCCAUCCCCAUGGCGAGACUUCAGCAGCUGGAGCCAAAUCACUGUCCUUCCCAUAGCUCUCUUUAGUCCUCUUCAACAAGUCUUGCAUGUCAUUGCUCUCCCAUUCUUUCCUUAAAUCUUGUACGCCGGUGACGGCACCAAUAGCGGCCUUCUUCAGGCCGACGAACGCAGCAGAUUUGGUGGUUGCGGGGCGAGUGAGCGGUGAGAUCAGACCUGGGAUAGUCGUUCGUAGUGCGGUUACCU
Messenger RNA from Aureobasidium pullulans EXF-150, 1562 nucleotides. RefSeq lists its product as uncharacterized. The transcript has a single exon. Bases 322 to 1203 code for a protein of 293 amino acids. The record is from RefSeq and is a predicted model, not a curated record. NCBI's taxonomy places the organism in Eukaryota, Fungi, Ascomycota, Dothideomycetes, Dothideales, Saccotheciaceae.